This is a messenger RNA of Plectropomus leopardus (leopard coralgrouper), 3418 nucleotides long. It is a transcript of the gene capn10, whose product is annotated as calpain 10. Gene Ontology annotation, biological process: proteolysis. Lineage: Eukaryota; Metazoa; Chordata; Actinopteri; Perciformes; Serranidae. Gene Ontology annotation, molecular function: calcium-dependent cysteine-type endopeptidase activity. Gene Ontology annotation, cellular component: cytoplasm. The record is from RefSeq and is a predicted model, not a curated record.
CUGGAUGUACAAGCGGAAGAGACUUUCCGUAUUUCAGACUCAGCAAAAUGAAAUGUCUGCUCCUGUGUAACUGCUAAUAAUAACGAAAUCUGCCGUGCUUCUGAAUUAAAACCUCGGUGUGAUUGUGGUUAUGGUUCUGAAAGCAUGAUAAGAUGAAGAUACACGACGAUGCUAACUGUGUUACAUCUGUCCAUAUCAAGCUAGCUGAAGCUAACGGUUAGCUGCUGUUGUUUUUAUGAAGAAUGAGAGCUAGCUACGAGCGGAAAGAUGAUUAAAAGAGGAGAAAGGUGUGACGUGAACAUGGAGGCCCUGAGAAUGGUCACAGCUGGCUGAAGUACACCUGCUGACCCAGCAGGUUCCUUCCAGGUUGAAAGAGAAAGGAGGAGCUAUGAAAGAAGAGGCAGGAAGGGCAGAGUGUGGAGGCGAGGCCCUGUUCAAGGACCAGGACUUCCCCUCUGAUGACACGUCCCUGUUCUCUGACAGCUCCACACCCAUCGCCAGGCUGCAGGGAGAGAUCACCUGGAGACGCCCACAGGAGAUCUGCCAGUUGCCAGCUCUCUUUCCUGACAACAUCAACCUGGGUCAUGCGAAACAAGGCUUAUUAGGAGACUGCUGGUUUCUCUGUGCCUGCACCUUCCUGCUCAAGAGCAAACAUCUACUUAACAAGGUGUUGCCUCCAGACCAGCCCCAGUGGGGUGACAGCAGGUACAGGGGCUCCUUCCAGUUUCGUUUUUGGCAGCAGGGCCACUGGACAGAGGUAACCAUUGAUGACCGCCUGCCCUGUAUCAAUUCCACUCCCUGCUUCUCACGUUGCCACUCCCCCACUGCCUUUUGGGUAGCCCUGUUGGAGAAGGCCUAUGCCAAGCUUCAUGGCUCAUAUGAGAGACUUUGGGCAGGGCAGGUGUCCGAGGCACUGGUGGAUCUAACCGGGGGCCUGGCGGAGCGUUGGAGCUUGGGAGAAUCAGAAGAGGAGCAGAAACCAGAGCAGGACAGUGACCAGGUCAGGAGGAGAAGGCUGGACCUGGACCUUCUGUAUGCUGUGAAAGAUGAGUGUGCGCUCAGCUGCUCCACUCACAGCAGCCCUGGAGAUGCCAGUGAGCUGAGUCAGUACCAUGCUCUGACUAUCAUGGAGUGGCUGGAUGUGAAGACGGCAUCAGGGAGCAAUGUACGGCUGCUCAGGAUCAGAAACCCCUGGGGAAGAUGCUGUUGGGGAGGGGCCUGGACUGGGAGUGGUGCCGGCUGGAGUUCUGUGGACCCUGCUUCUGCUUUGGACCUACAAGCCAGGGUGGCCGAGGGCGAGUUCUGGUUGGAUGAGACUGAAUUCUUAUCCCAGUUUGAUGAUGUCACAGUGGGCUACCCCAUUAGUGAUGAGGGGCACUUAAAAAGCAUUUACACCGGACAACUGCUGACACACAACCAUCAGCUGGCUGGCCGUUGGACGAAAGGGCACUCCGCGGGCGGCAGUCGAAACAGCAGCAGCUACAGCUGCAACCCAAAAUUUUGGCUCAAAGUGUGUGAGACAGGAGAGGUGCUGGUUUCCCUGCUGCAGCAUAGAAAAUGGAGAAACACAGAAAAAUACGCACAAACGCCGCUUGAGGAUAGCGCGAACACAACACACCAGCACUACCAGGCUAUUGCUCUACAUAUGUGGAAGGUUGAGAAAAGGCGUUUUAAUCUGAGCCGGAUGUUGAACAAACCUCCUUGUGCUUCUACUCACUGCCACGCCUAUGAGAGAGAGGUAGUUCUCCACGGGGAGCUGGAGCCUGGAUACUACCUGCUGAUCCCCAGCACCUACCAGCCAGGAGCUGAGGCCCGCUUUCUCAUCAGGGCCUUUUCCUCCUCUCCAACAUCCCUCAGUGCCCUGAAAAGCCCAGCACCUUCACUGCCAUUGACAACAGAUGGAGAGUGGGAGACCAGUUACUUUCGGGGCUCGUGGGUGGAGGGAAGCACAGCUGGAGGAGGCAGGAACUUCCUGUCUCACUGGCAGAACCCGUGCUUCCCUUUUACACUGAGUGAUGAUUCAGCAGUGACAUCAGGAGUGAAUGUCAGGAUUACCCUGCACCAGAGCCGCCCUGACACCGCCCUGCACCCUAUUGGCUUCCACAUUUAUAAGUUCCCAAAAGGGGAAUCAGAGCAGUUGUUACCCAGAGACGAGGAUCCUGCAGCCAGCUGUGUCCCUCACUGCUAUACUCAGGAUGUCAGCCUGUCCUGCUGUCUGUCUCCUGGAGCUUACACCAUAGUGCCAUCCACCUAUCAGCCCGACUGCUCAGCAAACUUCAUCCUCAGUCUAGCUCGCAGAAUCCACAGAAAAGUGGUGAAAAGCCAGGAGACGCUGGGAAGAACCAUUCAGGAGAUCUCUCACAUCUCUGUGAUGCAAAGCUAGUUCUCUGGGACUGUUGCUGCUCGACUGACGUCGGCUCACCUCCCGGUGCCUCUUGGCCCAUGAUGAAAGAACCAGUUCUCCCAUCCACCCUCACCAUGGAGGCUGUGUGUAUGUAUGUGUACCACCAGUGGCUGAGAAGGCAGGCAGGCAUAUUUAGUGGGAAUGUGUGUGUGUUGGGAAUACUGGAAACCCCUUUAUCCUGAGCCGCUGAGGCUCAGGGCUGAUGGGCAGCCACACACUCAUCGGCUAUUAGGACAUCAGAGGUUGUCGGUGGGCUGGGCUGCUAAUGAAGUAUGACGGGACUGGCUGGUGUAAACAAACAGCCGCCAUUGAAGAGGGCCGCUGCUGCUCUUGCUCAUUCACUCACUGGUGCGCCUGCCGGCCCGGAACAAAGGGCCUUCUCAUGAAGGUCCUCACAGAGGCACAGGGGGCAAGGGGCGAGGGGAUGGUCUCCGACAGCAGAGCCAACCAAACCACACCACACCAUACCGUGCCAUACCAUGCCAGAGCUUUCUUCCCAUCCCUUACCCCCCGACACUUUGCUCCUUACUUAAGUUGCAGUGUUGUCUCCAGACUUUGGGUUUUUACACUCCCUCAUCCCCAAACAUGCUCACCAUACGGACUAACACUGAAGUCAGGCCAGAACUAAAGAAGCUCACUGUGUUCCUGACUCCAUCCUUUUCCCCCCGAGCUCCCUUUUUGUCCCUCCAGACUCGGUCCACAGCUCGGCCUGGACCUGAACAGAGCCAUAGUUUGAAGUUGCCGCUAGACCAGAUGACAAGCGAGCGGAUGGAAAGGACGAAACGAGGGAUGCGGCACAUCAGAGGAGGCUGGUUCAUAUGAAGAAGCCGCCAGUCCUUUUUGUGUCGAGGCUGUGUGCUGGUGUGUGCGUAUGCUUGUUGGAAGCCAUGUCUGUGUACCGAAGUCACAGAUUUUCUAUUAUUUAUUGGAGCCAAUGUAACAUAGACUUUCAAAAUCUCUAAUUAACUUAUUAGAGUGGUACUUGGUUGUGUAUUUAUUAUGUUUGGGAGUGAG